This is a messenger RNA of Anas platyrhynchos (mallard), 1497 nucleotides long. It is a transcript of the gene BCKDHB, whose product is annotated as branched chain keto acid dehydrogenase E1 subunit beta. Gene Ontology annotation, cellular component: oxoglutarate dehydrogenase complex. The record is from RefSeq and is a predicted model, not a curated record. Gene Ontology annotation, biological process: response to nutrient; branched-chain amino acid catabolic process. Lineage: Eukaryota; Metazoa; Chordata; Aves; Anseriformes; Anatidae.
CGGCGGCGGCGAUGGCGGCGGCGGGGCUGGCACGGGCGCUGCGCGGGGCCGGGGCGGCGGCGGCGGGGCCGCGGGUUCGAGGCCCGCCCUGGAGCCGCCCGCUGCCGGCCGCCCCCCGCCGGCCCGCCGCGCACUUCGCCUUCCAGCCCGACCUGGCGCCCAGCGCCUACGGGGAAACUCAGAAGAUGAACCUCUUCCAGUCCAUAACAAGUGCCUUGGAUAACGCUUUAGCCAAAGAUCCCACUGCAGUAAUAUUUGGUGAAGAUGUGGCCUUCGGUGGAGUCUUCAGGUGUACAGUUGGCUUGCGAGACAAGUAUGGUAAAGAUAGAGUUUUCAAUACGCCCUUGUGUGAGCAAGGAAUUGUUGGAUUUGGUAUUGGAGUUGCUGUUGCAGGUGCUACGGCCAUCGCAGAAAUUCAGUUUGCAGAUUAUAUUUUUCCAGCAUUUGAUCAGAUUGUUAACGAAGCAGCAAAAUACCGUUACCGCUCGGGAGAUCUGUUUAAUUGUGGCAGCCUCACCAUCAGAGCCCCCUGGGGUUGUGUGGGUCACGGUGCACUGUAUCACUCUCAGAGUCCAGAAGCUUUUUUUGCUCAUUGUCCAGGAAUAAAGGUUGUUAUUCCAAGGAGUCCUCUUCAGGCCAAAGGACUACUGCUUUCAUGCAUAGAGGACAAAAAUCCAUGCAUAUUCUUUGAACCUAAAAUACUUUACAGAGCUGCAGUGGAACAAGUUCCUGUGGAGCCCUACAACAUUCCACUGUCUCAAGCUGAGGUGCUGCAGCAGGGCAGUGAUGUGACAAUGGUUGCUUGGGGCACUCAGGUACAUGUGAUCAAAGAAGUGGCAGCAAUGGCUCAAGAAAAGCUUGGCGUGUCCUGUGAAGUUAUUGAUCUGAGGACCAUCUUACCCUGGGAUACAGAGACUGUUUGCAAGUCAGUGGUGAAGACUGGGCGAUUGCUGAUUAGCCAUGAGGCUCCUUUGACAGGAGGGUUUGCAUCGGAAAUCAGUUCUACAGUUCAGGAGGAAUGCUUUCUGAAUUUGGAGGCUCCUAUUUCAAGAGUCUGUGGCUAUGACACUCCUUUCCCUCACAUCUUCGAGCCUUUCUACAUCCCAGACAAAUGGAAAUGCUAUGAUGCUCUUCGAAAAAUGAUUAACUACUGAUCAGUAAUACAGAGACAAGAAGAAGAACGGGAAAAUACUGAAGUCUUCUUCAUAACUCUUGACACUAAGAACUUUCAGUUUUGGAAUUCACAUAGCAAACUAUUUUUUUCUGAACUCAACUGUUCUUAAUAUUUAUCUAGGUUAAUUUUCAGUAAGUUCAAAUCCUCAUUAAUUAAGAAAUCAGUGAUGGACAGGUGAUUGCUAUAAUAAGUGGUAUCAGAUGUAUUUAAAGAUAACUCCAGAUGUUCUAUGAAUAUUAGACAUUGCAAUAUUUCACUAGGUUAAAACUUAAUUGUGUAAAUAUUAGAAGUGGGAUUUUAUUCAAUAAAACAUAUUAUGCACA